Prorocentrum cordatum is the source of this 720-nucleotide messenger RNA. Lineage: Eukaryota; Dinophyceae; Prorocentrales; Prorocentraceae. The record is from the annotation of a GenBank genome assembly.
GUGCUCUUCGACGUGGACGGCACCCUCGCGGUGCCAGCGCAGAAAGCGAGCGAUGAGAUGAUCGCGCUGCUAGGGCGGUUGCGCCAGGUCUACGCGGUGGGCAUCGUGGGCGCUGGGGACUUCCAAAAGCAGCAGGGCCAGCUCGGAGGUUUCGAUUUGCGCGAGAGGCUCGACUUCUGCUUCAGUGAGAACGGGGUCCACGCGUUUAGGGGCACCGAGCAAAUCCACUGCAAGAGCUUCGCGGACCACCUCGGCGAGAAGAGGUGGCAGAAGUUCCGGGAGGAGCUCGACAAGCUGCUGGCGUCCGAGCGGGCGGAGGCGGAGCGCCUGCUGAAGGUUGCGAGCCCCGAGGCCUCGCUGGACGGCCGUGGCACGUUCUUGGAGAUCCGGCAGUGCACCAUCAACAUCUGCCCCAUCCAGCAGACCCCUAAACAGCAUAUGAGGCGUUCAGACAGGGCGCGCGCGGAUGUCUUGGGUCGGUGCUGGCACGCCUCGUCCACGCCUCGAAUUCCAGUUUCUGAACAAUCGUGUGCUACGACAUCUGCGUUUCGGCGCUCCGGCGCCCCCGCCGAGCUCUUAGAUGGCCGCCCCCCCCCCCCCCCGGAGCGAACAUCGGCGCUUUGCCUUGUCCCAGCACCUGGAGCGCGCCGCGGGCGUUGCCGCGGGCGUUGCCGCGGGCGCCGUCAGGGGUGCGGGAAUGGGAGUUUUUCGCCGACCUAA